Staurois parvus is the source of this 288-nucleotide messenger RNA. The record is from the annotation of a GenBank genome assembly. NCBI's taxonomy places the organism in Eukaryota, Metazoa, Chordata, Amphibia, Anura, Ranidae.
GGCACAGAUAGGCAGCACUGAUGGGCACUGAUAGGUGGCACUGAUAAGGUGGCACGGAUUAGGCAGCACUGAGAAGGUGAUCAUGGCCAGGGGCGGACUGACAACUCAUGGGGCCCCCGGGCAAUAGGGGAUCAUGGGGCCCUGUGUCCUUGCCCAAACUCAAAAAAGCCUAUGAAAAAGGUACCAGGGGCAUCUCAUGGGGCCCCCUACUGACCCCGGGCCCUCGGGCAGUGCCCGAGUUUCCAAAUGGUCAGUCCGCCCCUGAUCAUGGCGUCCAAUGACAAGAAG